Molecule: messenger RNA, 2073 nt
Organism: Daldinia vernicosa
Lineage: Eukaryota; Fungi; Ascomycota; Sordariomycetes; Xylariales; Hypoxylaceae
Exons: 8
Coding region: 1-2073 (690 amino acids)
Biological process (GO): regulation of DNA-templated transcription
Cellular component (GO): nucleus
Molecular function (GO): zinc ion binding; DNA-binding transcription factor activity, RNA polymerase II-specific
Source: RefSeq, a predicted model, not a curated record
AUGAACGACCCUACGAACCCGCCACUACUUCUUCGCCGCAACGGUCGGCCUCAAGCCUGCGAUCCCUGCCGUAAACGUAAGCUAGCUUGCGAUCAUACACAACCGGUUUGUAGUCGUUGUAAGAAGAGAAAACAGGAUGGUGAAUGUGUGUAUCUCGCGUCGUCCUCAAGGAUAUCUACAUCCAAGAGCCCACUGCCAUCUCCGGCGCCUUCCACACCACUCCCAUCCCCUCGGCGUGGAAGUCUUCGGCACCCUCAGAACAACCCGGCUUUAACGCCUGACACUCAGGUUUCAGGCCUCUUCCGACCCGGCUACCUCGGCCCGACUAGUUACUGUAAUAUCUACGAAGACACCGAGAAUAGCCUCUCGCUUCUUCAAGGAUCGGACAGUGUUGCUACCCAAUCCGAGAGUAUCGCUCACUAUGCCCCUAUUGAAGGCUCCCAGACCAACUUGUCCGUCAGAGUCCGUGAUUUGGCCCUCAAGGUGCUACGUAACAUACCUGAUCCCAUCCAGGGGAGUUCCCUGCCGUACAAGUCCGGGAGUGACAGCUGGAUCUAUAAGAUAGCUGAGCGAGUGGUUGGGUCAUUAUAUGAGGUUUUCGGUGAUUAUUUCAGUGUGGGAAGCCGACCGACCGCUAAAUUAGAGGAACUCGCCCGUAUUAUCUGCGCUAAUACUUCGAGGCCAUUUUCCGACGAAGAAUCUGACCCGGACAAGUGGUUCAGCCAAUUUUCGGGGAAGAACAUCCGCUGGGAGUUGAUAGGAAUACUCUCCAUGUUCUGGGAGUUCGUUCCUGGUUCAAACGCGGAAUUUUGGAAAGGAAAACGCUCCGUGAAGUUUGACCGUGGAUUCCGCAUAACGAGGGAAAACAUGCACCUGAGCCUCGAUUUAUGUAAAGAAUUUUCCGCCGGAAACUCUAUGAUGCUCUGUUUAAGUCAGAGGUGCACUAUUGUGGAUUCUAUGUCUGUAGGAGAUGCCGAUUUGGUUGUAUGGAGGACUCACGCGGAGACGGUUUCAUUGCUUACUUUCCUCGGCUUUCACGCCGUAGAAGAAAAAGACCAACAUCAAACAUCCUUGUCGACCGAGAUUAAGAAGAGGCUUUUUCAUAAUACGUUCUCGAUCGCCAUGGAUGUUGUCUCUUUUACCGGAAGACCUCCAUUGAUCAGUUCUCGAUACUCGUCGACGCCUAUUCCGCUCGAUAUUAGUACCGAAGAUUUAUUCUCUGACCAUGAUACUUUAAUGAAAGCUGUUUCGCGCCUAGAUGAAAAAGGUUGGAAUACCGACGGGGCGAUGUAUCCUUCUACUAGUAUUCGAGCCCGGGCAAUCAUCGCAUUAAUCCGCGAAGAGAUAUUCGAAAUUGCUCUCGACCAUAGACAAAACACGUUUCCGAACGAAUUUUCUAUUGAAACUCUGCUCCAACUUCGAUCUCGAGAGCUUUCAGCAGUUGCUGCAUUCCCUUCGUGCUUACGUUUCGAUCCUCUUGAGAUUGAUAACCUGGAGGUUCCCAUAAACCACCUAUCUGUGAGGUUAUUUAUACAGCAAGAACAUCUACAGAAUAUGUUUUUUAUCGAAAGACUCUUGCUUCGGUUUGGCCAUCAAGACAAGGGCGAUUUAUUGAAAUACGUCGUGACCUUCCUCACCCACUCCUUUCUCCCGGAUUAUCUACAUUCAGAUAAGUUCUCAUCUUUCAGGGACAGCUGUGAAUGGCUUGUUAUGGCUCACGCUGUUCCCGCCGGUGGUAUACUCUGUUUAGAACUUCUAAAGCCUACCCUCCAUUUGAGGCCCCAUAGCGACUCUAGAAUCACUCGCUCCAACAUCAUCCAGAAGUUGAGUCUCCUCGUCGCAUUUCUCGACUGGGUCAGUCCGUCGGCACCGAACGGGGAUUUAUGCAACGACGCGAAAUCAGUAAUACAACGCGUUCUGGACCAGACAUUAAAUGCGGCAUCGAGUAUAUAUGAGCCUCCCGCGGUAUUUCAGUGGGAUUCAUCAACACAGUUAGACUUCAAUUUUGACCUUCUCGAUACGUUCGAUUGGAUUCGCCCGGAUUUCCCUUCAAGUCAGCAGUCAAAUCAAUAA